AUGAACUUCUACCUUACCGCCUCCUUCCUCCCCUUUCCCUCCCACUUCCAACAGGUUGCCGUGGUGGAGAAGCUCGAGAUGAUGGACGAACUUGAGGUCGAGGCCCUCCUGGAGGUCAGCGCUACCCACGAGGCCAACGAUUCCGGUGAGGAUAUGCGUGUGCCCCCGCCGGCGCCGCGUAUCCCACAGGAGGAGUUCGGUUUCUCCGACGGUGCGAUGUCCUCCUGUCCUCUCAAGGCGCCUGCAUCAAUGGUCGAGGAGUGGUUUCCUCGCGCGGGCGUCUUGGAGGACAAGGAGGUGGACGGAUCCAAGGGGGCGGUCUCUGCGCGUCGUCACAAGGCGGACGCAAGGCCGCUGCCGCGGAGGCGGAACGCUUUCGAGGAACCAAGAGAGCGUUUCGUCGUGGUCAAGGAGACGAUGGAGGUCGAGACGAUGGGCGCGGGUGCCACUGCUGCGAAAGGGAAGGUCCAGUUCGCUCAAAGCCCACUCCGGCCGAGCUCUGCUCGUAGCCGUGAAGGCUCCUUGAGCGCCUUCCCCGACGCCGCUUCGAUCAAGACCACGUCCCCUCAGCUCGACGUGACGAAGCGUUGCCAGAAGCCCCGCCCGGACUCUCUGAUCUUCUACCGAUCCGUCUACUUCGCCCGCUCUGACAGAACCAAGUUUUGA
This is a messenger RNA of Punctularia strigosozonata HHB-11173 SS5, 666 nucleotides long. RefSeq lists its product as uncharacterized. The record is from RefSeq and is a predicted model, not a curated record. Lineage: Eukaryota; Fungi; Basidiomycota; Agaricomycetes; Corticiales; Punctulariaceae. The transcript is spliced from 3 exons. The coding region runs from base 1 to 666 and encodes 221 amino acids.